This is a messenger RNA of Centropristis striata (black sea bass), 2935 nucleotides long. It is a transcript of the gene cnrip1b, whose product is annotated as cannabinoid receptor interacting protein 1b. Lineage: Eukaryota; Metazoa; Chordata; Actinopteri; Perciformes; Serranidae. The transcript has 6 exons. Gene Ontology annotation, cellular component: plasma membrane. The coding region runs from base 553 to 1041 and encodes 162 amino acids. Gene Ontology annotation, molecular function: type 1 cannabinoid receptor binding. The record is from RefSeq and is a predicted model, not a curated record. Gene Ontology annotation, biological process: negative regulation of signaling receptor activity.
AACCAGCUGUUUUGAGCUAAGUAAUGCAAUUAUCCAGGUAACGCUCACCAUGGUAACGCUCCAUCACUUUGAAAUGUGGGGGUCGGCAAAGGUACAUUACAAGUGCAAAAAGAUGUGAAGUCUUCAAAGAGUUUGUAGACUCUCCUCAUUCAGACCAGCUGAAGCUCCUCAGGUACUGCAGCACCAGAUGGCUGAGUCUGUUAAUCUGCAUCCAGAGGGUGCUGAACCAGUGGGAUGCAAUACAGAUAGGAUGGCCUACUUCAACAGUCAUGAGGAGGUGGAGAGGAGCGUUAAAGUGCGUGAUCUGGCAAGCCAUUUGCGUGAUCCAAUCGUGAAGACCUACUCCCUGUUCCUGAGUGCUGCCCUUAAGCCUUUAUCUGAAUUUAACAUUGCCUUCAAGGUUGAACGGGAUUACGGCGCGCUGCGCGGCACAAUUCCCCGUGCUGUGCGCUCUUAUGGACCUCUCUGCACGGCAUUUCUCCGUCUGCCAGAACUAGUCGACACUUCACCCACAUCCUGAAAUCUUGCUGAUAUACUGAGCUUUAUGGAAACAUGGCCGACGUCCCUCAACUCGUAAAAAUUGGGAUUUCCUUGAAGAUGCUUCCCAACAACACAGCAGUUCACUUCAAAUCAGACGGCGCCAGGUUCGGACAGACCCGGACCAUCAAGCUGCUGACCGGGUCCAAAUACAAAAUCGAGGUGGUCGUUAAACCAGGAGCGGUGGAGGCCACCUCGAUGAGUGUGGGUGGAGUGACUUUUCCCCUGGAGCAGCAGUCCAAAGACCCCCAGUCAGUGGUCUACACUGGUCAGUAUGACACAGAAGGAGUGGCACACACCAAGAGUGGAGAGAGGCAACCAGUUCAAAUCAGCAUACAGUUCACAGAGGCCGGAAUGUUUGAAACAGUGUGGCAGGUGAAGUACUACAACUACAACAAGAGGGACCACUGCCAGUGGGGAAACAGCUUCAAUAGCAUCGAGUACGAGUGCAAACCCAACGACACGCGCACGCUCAUGUGGGUCAACAAGGAGAUGUUUGUCUGAUGGAAAUAUUCACUUUGUACAAAAUAACAAGGUGUGUCAUUUCUAAUUGUAAGUGUGUCAUGAUGAAAUUAACAUUUGAAUCCCUUCUUGUUGCUUAAAAUCUACUGUCAAUUAACUCCACUUAAGGGGGCUUUAUUGUAGUCUUUCACUCUUUGAAAAGAUAAUACAACCUUCCCCUCUCUUGUGCUGUAAAAAAUGCAUUAGACUUGCAGCCAAAUCAGAUUCUAUGGCAGAACAUUUAAAGUGCAGUGAUGUUGCCAGUCUUGUCACAGUGGUUUUGUGUGUUUAUGGUGGUUAUAUGAGCAUGUCAACAUGAACAUAUGAACCAUUUUAUUCAGGUUUAAAUAAGACGUGGCACUUCUUACCAACCUACAGUUUUAAUUAUGCAUUGAAAGACUAAUGUUAUAUGACGUUUUUAGAUAAAUACUUAUGAUGUACUGUCCGGUUGUGGUAAUCCUCAAGUGUGUUCAGACUUAUGUGUGCCUGGGUGUUUAGCUAUUGUGUGUGUGUGUGUGUGUGUGUGUGUUACAAAAUGGUGCUUGUACAAAUGUUUUUUUGUACUUCCAAGCUCUACAUGUGAAGAGUUUCAUUCCAAAUUGAUUUCCUUAUAUUUCCAGAAAUUCCUGUCAUGUCAUUUCUUAGGAAACUGUUUUUUUAGUUCAGCUCAGUCUCGUGUCCUUGCAUUAAUGACAUUUUGAUUUAAUUGGCCUUGGGCAGAAUUUUUCCCAUCUGCCCUCAUAUGGGAGCUUGCCAUAACAUCUGCAGCUUCAAAUCAUGUAUGCAGCAAAGCAGGGCAAUAAGGCCCAAUGGUAACUGUAUACUUCUACUUCAAUACAUUUUGAAGCAAAUAUUGUACUUCUCACUCCACUACAUUUAGCUGACAUCUUAAGUUACUUUUCAGGUUGAGAUUAAACAUGAAAAAAUAUAGUUUUUAUAAAUUAUCUAGCAUAUGUAGCAGUUUAAAUAAGUCCAUUAAAACAGUACAAUAAACAGUAAAAUUCUGCUUACAUAAAUUUGAAUAUUUUAUUAUUUUAAUAAAAUAUUUUGAUGCUGAUACUUUUACACUUUUACUUAAGCAAGUUUUGAAUGCAGGACUUUUUCACAGUGUGGUAUCAGUAUUUUUUGUUAAGUUAGGGACCUGAAUACUUGUUCCACAGUGGAUAUGGCCAAAGAAAAUAUCUAUGCAUAGUUAAAAUGAAUUCAGAUAAGGGGAUUUUCCAUCAGCGAUCGACCAAUAAGACUUUCACCUUUCAGUCAUCCUCAUCAAGCUGAAACUUUUCUCUCACUGGAGAUACUGCUUCUUUGUAGUGGUGGACGUAGUGGAAUGCUGUGGUGGACGAGAUCAUUGUUUUUCUGAAAUAAAUAGAAGAUAAUGCAGUGCUUACAAAAAAAAAAUUACCCCGUACCUUGAAAAAAUCUUUCACUGGCUCUCGAAAGUGUUCAGGUCAGCUCCUGUGUGAGCCUCUACGAGCUGCUGUUACCCCGGAAAGACGAGAAAUGGAAGAAGAAUAUGUCUAUCUUCUCAAAAUCCUGCUCAUCUCCUUUUACAGUGACUCUGCAGUGAACUCAGUCAGGACCUUAAAACCGUAAAGUUACCCAAAAUCUUAAGUCAACUUUUGCCACUGUAUUUUGGAAUGAAACUCUGUGUAGCUGUGUGUAUGUGUAUUAUUUUGUGGUACAGUAUUGGAUGUAGGAACUUUGUAUUUGGGUGGAGUUGUGCCCUAUGUACUGCGUGUUUGUUUUCUCUACCUCUUCCAAAGGACUUAGCCAUGAAUAUGAAUUGUGUUCAUUACAGACAAAUAUGUAUUUGGAAUAUUAAAAACACAAUUGUUAAUGACGUAUGUUAAAAUAUUUUUUCUAUUUCUAGUGGUAACUUGUAAUAUUUUGAAAAACA